UGUACACUGUAAACAGUGUAAACACAACCUCUGAAACAAAUUCAGUGGUCAAAAUAAGUGUAGUUAUAAUUGAAAUUCAAAUCUCAGAAAUCAGCAUUUUUUUAAAUUUUUUAUUUUAAUUUCUCAACCCUAACAAAAUGUGUUAAAGUGGAGCCUUGUUGAUUCAUUAUUACCAAAAUGCAUCAAACAUCCCCAAAUUUGCCCCUGAAAAUGACAGAAAUCAGGCAAAAUAAGUGUGGAAAAUGCAAAUUUGAAAUUUGGUGACUGAUAUGAGAGAACUGCAAUUUGGUCUGUAUCAGGGACACUUGUAAAAUUUCAGUCUGAUGUAGUAAGUAUAUUUAUUUAAUGUACAGUAAGUCAAGACUGUCUAGCAACCCCCCUUCCCUUCCUCCUCCCCUGUCCCAUAAAGUGCAUAGCUCAAAUAAUUAAGAUAACACAUACAACUGGAGAUUAAAAAAAAGCAGAUGAAAUGUCUCAAAUGUGUUCAUCUUUGCUGUUUUUCUUGACAGGUGUGUGUCACAACUGUAACAAGCAAAUUAAUGGCUGUGAAUCAGCCUGUCGUGCUAUGGAACAUCUCUACCAUGUUCAGUGUUUUCUCUGUUGCUCUUGUGGAAAGCAGCUGAUUGGCAAGGCAUUUUAUAACAUUGAUGGAAAGGUGUACUGUGAACAGGAUUACACGAAGCUUGAGCUUGCUCCUAAAUAUUGUUAUUUUUGUGGAAAGAUAAUCAAGGAAAAGAUUAUUCAAGCACUGGGGAGAUCAUACCACCCAUCUUGUUUUAGAUGUUCAGUUUGCCAAACAGAAUUAGAUGGAAUUCCCUUUGCUCAGGAUCAGGAGAGCAGAAUAUAUUGUAUUCCUGAUUACCACAGAAAAUUCUUUCCAACCUGUGCUGCAAAACCUUUUUUUUAUUAAUAGGACAAUAAGGAGAUCCUUAGAGUUGUAUCAAUGGGAAAAAAUUUUCAUGUCGAUUGCUUUAGAUGUGAGGAUUGUGGACUUCAGCUUUCAAACAAGAGACAAUGUUAUCCUCAAGACCAACACAUCCUCUGUCUAAAGUGCAAUGGUAAAAGAACACCAAAAUCAAGAUCACCACAAGUCACCCCUGUUAAUACACCUUGCGAUUCGCCAAACAUUACACCUCGCUGUCUACCUCGUGGAAGGCCACGCAUUUUGCGUGGUAAACGUUUGUGAAUAAAAAUCUCUUUAAAGCAAUAUCAUUUUGUUAAAAUAAUUGCUUGCAAUUCAGUUUGCCAUGUAUGUAUGCUCAAAGUUGACAUUCAAAGGUUAUAUUUUUAGAAGUAAUGAAAUAUAUUUGAAAAAAAGGUUUGCCAUAUUGAAGAGUUUGUUUUUAGUAAAACUGCUUAACCCAUUGACUCCCGUGCUCCCCGUAACUGGCCGUGACGAGCCUUGACCUUUGUUUCACUUCUGAUGUAAUCACCGUUGACCAAAAUUGGCAUCAUCUAUGCUCAACUUCUGCAGCAGGAAAAGAUCUUUCCAAUGAU
Orbicella faveolata is the source of this 1497-nucleotide messenger RNA. Its product is annotated as Wilms tumor protein 1-interacting protein homolog. Gene Ontology annotation, molecular function: transcription corepressor activity. Gene Ontology annotation, cellular component: P-body; transcription regulator complex; nucleus. Lineage: Eukaryota; Metazoa; Cnidaria; Anthozoa; Scleractinia; Merulinidae. The record is from RefSeq and is a predicted model, not a curated record. Gene Ontology annotation, biological process: negative regulation of hippo signaling; regulation of DNA-templated transcription; response to hypoxia.